Messenger RNA from Paramuricea clavata, 9200 nucleotides. Lineage: Eukaryota; Metazoa; Cnidaria; Anthozoa; Malacalcyonacea; Plexauridae. The record is from the annotation of a GenBank genome assembly.
UUUUACCUUACGCUCCUUGGUGAGAAAGCAAGUGAGAGAGUACGUUCAGCUGCUGUUCCCUAUGUGCGACCAAUAUCGUCAGGUCAACAGAGUUUUGGUACAACACCAAGUGAAUAUCCUUUGACUAAACCAAUGACGAAAACAACAGCAAAAUUACAGGUAAACGUAGCCUUGACUUACCUAAAUGUGAGAACCGUCCUUUAAGAUAUGAAAAAAAUAGUUUGUUUCAAUACACGCUUCCGAAAGUAUACGUGACUUCAGCCGUAGAGCCUCUUUCAGUGGUUGCGACGUUGGACUUCAAACUAACGCCACGUACACGAAAACGAGACUCUGCGGUCAAGGUGAUGUAUUGUCCGAACGGUUGUAUUCAAUUUCAUAACGUUUGCAUAUUGGGAUCCGGUGUGGGAACUGUAUCCGAUUUUCAUAGUUCAAACCUGGCCAGGAAAACAUGAACAAGCAGUAUAUUAAGAUCAAGUAAACACCACGCAUUAUAAUUAAGUUUUAUUAUAUAGUAUAGGUAAUAACAUGGUUUGGAGUGCAAUUUGUGUAUAACAUGCACGAGUGAGUUUUUGAAAGAGCAUCAACAUAGCACGAGUCCGAAGGACGAGCGCUAUUUGAGGUACUUGAAAAACUCACGGGUGCACGUUUAUCCAAAUAUCACGAGAAACCAUGCUAUUACUUAAUCAUAAUUUACAUAAAAAUGUUCGAGAUAAUUGUAAUUUUAACUUACGUUUAUAGCGAACCGUCCACUGGUAAAGUUUUCCUGGCAUUUUUUCACAUUAUACAACUCUAACAGCUCGAAAAAAUCAAAACAACUCUUUAAGUUUUAUUAGUAUUCUUUAAGGUAAGGGCUUUUCCAUUUAAAAGAAAAGGUGAAAGUCAUAUUUUCCAACCGAAGUCAACUUUUACUUUCUCCAGCGCGGCGCCAUGUUUGUUUUGUUUUGAAGCAAUCUGUGCCGUUACUUCUCCAAACUGAACUACUUUAAACUAUUAGUUGGUUGACUUUAUCAUCACAUUGUUUUUCCACCAAUCAGAUCAGUUUGUUACAGAUUUUUGCAUUUUGAUUACAGAAAAUUGACUGUGAUUACAAAAAAUUGCACUGUGAUUACGGAAAAUUGCACUGCUGUUUGGGAUUAAUUGCACUGAAAUCAACCAAUCGCGUACAGUCGAGUAAUAUGUUUUAUUACUCGACUGUAAUGUUUAUUAUUAUAUGGCUUUUCAAAAUUCUCUAUUCUGAUUGGUUGACAAGCGAGCCGUAAAAACCCAUAUCCGGACCAGGUACACAGGUUUAAAAUUAUUUAAGAUUAUCUAAAACUAUUUAAAUUAUUUAAUUGAGAUUCUUAAUUCCUAAAAAAAAUGUUAGAAAUGUCUUUUUCCCCUUAAGUAAAUUGUUCCAUAGUUUUGUCCCACUGUAUAAAAACGCUGCCAAACAGCUGUCCAAAGUUGGACAUCUACAGUAGCUCAUCUUUCCGUCUUGUUGAGAGGUAUGGCGGAAACUUGAAUGUCAUAACUGCCUCUUUAUAAGGCAGCAUAUAACAAACAGGUAGCCAGUUAAUUUGACGUAAUGCAGGGGCUGUAUGGCUAUAUUUACGCGUGCGAAUUCCCGCAGCAAAGCUGUGCAUACUUUGUGGUUUGGCGAUGUUGUUGUUGUUGUUGUUGGAAAUGUUCACCCACACAAAUGAGGAGUAGUAUAAUGUGCUGAAUAUCAAAGCCUGUGUUACUGUUAUCAGAGUGCAAUUGUCUGAAAUAUAUUUAAUUCGAUUUAUUUGACUCGGGGGCUUUGUCGGUGACUGGGAACGAACAGUGACUAUUUUCGUCGAGUUCAGCACAUUUUUUUGAGAGCACGCAUUUUGUGAGAGUCAAGUGAGAAUGUGAGAUAUUUACAGUGAGGCGAUUCAUACUAUUAAGCAUUCCUUUUAUACUUUAAUUUGCGAGUGGUUUUUAGUUUUUAGUGAAGUUACGAAGCUUGCUUUAAAUUUUUUUCCUGGGAAUAUUUUUCUAAGACGAAGUGGGGCCAAUUAAUACACGAAGAAACACUGAUAUAUAUACAUAUAUAUAUAUAUAUAUAUAUAUAUAUAUAUAUAUAUAUAUAUAUAUAUAUAUAUAUAUAUAUAUAUAUAUAUAUAUAUAUAUAUAUAUAUAAUUGCCGGCCAAACAGCUACACUUUGGUUUAGCGUUUUUACACUUUGGUUUUGUUUCGGGAGAAAACUGUAUUCUUCUGUGACUUGCGGCUGUUUUGCUUUGUUUUCUUGUUUAUUUUUCACUAUUUUGAAUCAAAUUUCCACCUAUUUGCAAAAUACGAGUCCACAAUCAUGUUAAAAAUGCUUGUCAACGGUCGUUAAUUACUACUAACUGUAUGUAAUUUUGUUUUUAAGCGCGCCACGCACAGUUAACUACAUGAUUACUAUUAGUUAAUUAAUUAAUUAUCCGACUAACUACGUUUUGUGCAUCGCAGUUACAUCAUGUAGUUAACUAGCUACUGUUAUGGAUUUAACUGCGGUAGUUAACGCUAACUGCAGUUAACUUUAACUACGUUUUUAUACAACCGGCCCCAGAUUAUGAAAAGCAAUGCGGUCGACAGCAAUUGCCCGAGGAUAAAACUUCAGUAUGGAAAUGUGCAGAAUUUGAUAUGGGGAUUUGGUGCUGACUCAUACAGGGAGCGACAGGGGUUUGGAUGAUUUAUAACUUUCCAGUAGACUGACAUUUUCACGAGCUAUAAGUUCCAAAUCUGAAAAUAUUCCGUCGAAAUUCCCCUACCCCGUAGAGGACUUCAUUCCGGUGGUAGAGGAAUUCAUUCCGAACCGUCCACUGACAAAAUUUUCCUGCUUUGUUAUAAAUAUAAAAGCCAUAUUUUCCACAUCAAGUCAAAUUUUACUUUUUGUAGGGCGGCGCCAUGUUUGUUUUGGUUGGAAGCAGUCUGUGACCCUUACUUGACGACUGCUUUAUACUGAUUGGUUGCGGUUUUUUUCAUCACAUUGUUUUUCCACCAAUCAGAUCAGUUUGUUGCAGAUUUUUGCACUGUUAUUAAAGAAAAUUGCAACGAGGGUAUUACAAGCCUUUUUAAGUUUUCGUUUCUUUCACGUGUGGUUUUUCCGGAUCCAGCUGUUCUUGGUAGAGCACUUCCAUCGAUAUAAGUAUGGUUGUUAAUUAUCUUAUAGAGUAAGGCCAAGACAAUAAGUUACUGGUAGUAAAUCGAUCAAGUUGAUGUAAUCUUGUUAUGUACGAGACAUUGGUGAAAACCCAGUAUUUAAGAUGUAUUUGGUUGCUCUUCUCAAUGGUAUACAUGUGUUUACCUUUAUAUUUACAGGCUUCUGGUGAAGCGCAGUACACGGACGAUAUACUCAAACAAGGAGGAGAACUCUACGCUGCAUUUGUCACGACAACACAGGUACGAAUAUCCAAUGUAAUAUAUGAAAUUCAUUUUGAUAACGCAAACUCAAACUUGCACACUCCUAGUUGAGAAAAAGCUUCGUCCACAUCCCAAUGAACCUGCUGAGUCUAGUUUAUGUUUAGUUUAAUUGAUGGAGGGGAGGCUAUGUUUUCAUCUUCGUUUGUAAGCGUGUGAGCCUGACAUUGUGUGUGUGUGUGUCUGUCAGCACAAUAACUUAAUUAGAAAGAUCAAAUUAAACGUAUUAAGAGGACAUUUUUUAAUGUCCCGUAUUUGCGACCAAAUUUAAUGAAGUGUUCAAAACCUAAAAUCGUUCCGUCAUUCCUCUCAAAAUUACCAUGUUUUAGCUUUCUUUUGUGGUUUACACAGUUAGCAACCUUCUUAAAUGUAUCUGGCGGUUUAUAAAGUCAAAAAAGUCAAAUAUUGACGUCAAUAAAAAUAGAAUUAUCAUUCAUGCUGUAAAAUUGACGCCCACAGGAAUAUAAGCAAAACUUACUGAACCUCAGACAAUUUUUUAAUAAUCAUCUUUGGCGUACCAUGUAAAAUCUCUUCAUUUUAGCAUAAUUUUACAGAUAAGGUCGCUUUAGAAACGUAUCAAAAAUUUAAAAAAAUAUUGAAUAUAGUCAUAACCAAGUGGAAAAGUGUAUUCUUUAUAGUUUUGAGUGCGUGUUAAUAGGUAUCAUAUGGCAACACAAGAUUCUCUUCUUAAUAACAGGUGGGAAAAUUGACUUAGCAUGCGCGAAAACAGCUCGGGUUUUCAGCGGGAGAAGAAGAUGCGUGCUUCCACUUUGUUGAUUUAAAAAAACAUAAAUAACAUGAACGAAGCCUUCGAAAGACAAUUUUGCAGCGGCUAUUUAGCUAGGGCCACAAAUCACCACAAAAAUUGGAUUCACUAACAAAAAAUGUUGCAGUAAAUACUUUGAUUUCCUCUAUUGUCACAUAUUUUACAAUGUAAAUUAUUAGUAUCGAUUAUUUCAGUGCAAAACAAAACAGAGCAAAAAGUUUCCUUUUAAAAUGUCGUCUGAUAGCUUCAAUAAAAUGUGAAAUUCAAACCAAAAAUACUAACACUUCUUCAUUUUUUACAAAGCCAAGAAAUUUUGUAUCGACUUAAAAAUGCUUUGAAAUUUAAUGUAAAACAGCGAUAUUUCGUUGGCACAACCUGUAACAUGACAAAAUUCGUGUUUAUAGAAUUUUGAACGAGCGAAAAUUGUGUUUAAAAAUAAUACAAAGUUAACUCAUUUCGAAAUGAGGGUCAGUAUCGAAAAAUCUGAUUGCUAUGUUUAUCUGUUUUUAAAUACUUUGAAAACCUAAAAAUAAUAUUUUAAAACUUUUAUAGUAAAAUACAUGGCAUAAUGUUUAUUCUGAUGCUCAUUUUCUGAGUCGCCUUUUUCGUAUAAAUCACACUAGCACAUGAAAUUCGCCAAAAUUCAGUACUUUCUUCAUUUUUUAGGCGAGUUUACAUUCUAUUUCCAAAAACUAGAAAGAAAAGCACACAUUCUCACCUAAUCAUAUUUCAUUGGCACAACCUGUAUAUAUGAGAAAAUUAAGGUGAAAACAAGCAAUUUUAGCAAAAUACCUCACAUACUGAAAUUUGACGAUGAUCGUUGGCGCACACUAUCACUCAAAAACCAAAUACUUACACUUUGUACUGGACAACAAACGCAUUUACUGCAAAUUUCAAGUAAUAUUCCAUCAAUAUUAAAUUCCUGCUCGAGGUUAUUUGCCACAGAAAACACACACUUUGCAAGAAACGUCAUUUUCGGCCAUGUUUCAGCGAAGAAUUUUUGACUGCUAAUUUCCCGAUUGCGACAAAUAAUUGUGGUCUUGAUUAACGUUUAUUAAAGUUUACGUCUGCUAGCUUUCUUUUACUAUUCCUCUGUUGCAGUGCGAGAAACAGGGUAGCGAAAUCUGUGUUUUUGUUUUUUCACAAUUUUUGCUAACCAAAAGAAAGCGUCCGCGAUAAAUUUGGUCAGCGACGACAAUUUUCCCACCUGUUCCUCUUAAUACGAAAAUUGUGACUGAAUGGAUGGACAAUGUCCUAGGGGGACGUUAAUGUGAUUAAGAGUAAGAAACCUUUAAUAACGGUAGUUUUCCCACUGAUUUCGUUGGCAUAGAAAUGGAAAAUGUUAAUAUGGAAAUUUAUCCUUGAAUAUCAGGUUGAUAUUUUGUGUUUUUAAGGGAAACUGUAAACUUGCAAAUGUGGACGUAUCGGAAGUUUUGGUAAGAAAGUUUUCACUCAAUCUAUGCAUUUUUUUUUAUUUGCUUAAGAACCGGUUAUUAGACAAUUAUAAGGAGCAAUUCGAUAAUACCUUUUCAUAUAGAUACUACAGUUUAGCAUACAGCUAUUUCAAUUAAGAUUGUUCACGAGCAAAGCGGAAAAGUCGAAUACGAGCGCGAAAGGCUGCUGGGAAUCACUCACAAAUUAAUGAAUUUUCAAAGCGAUUCUCAGUAGCCUUUCGCGCUCGUAUUCGACUUUUCCGCUUUGCUCGUGGACAACCUUAAUUGAAAUAGCUGUAUAUUCUGGAGGUGGAUAGUAUUUUUCGCGAUAUUUGUCUGGAUAUCCUAGCACUCUUCGCUUGCGGACAAAAUCAAAAUCGCUUCCCGUUUCGUUACGGUGACGGACGAGCAACUUUUUGUACUAAACGAAGCUGGGGUUUUGCCAAACGAAUAAAACAGUGUGUAGAGGCAUUCUCUCAUAAAACCGUAGAAUUGUUUAUGUACACUUUAAGUUUUGUUUACAACUAUAUAAUAGCGGAGCGCUGAAAUACAAAUUAUUUAAAAAAAAUUUUUUGUCGUUUUUGGUUAGUUGUGGUAUAUGUUAAAACAAAGUGUCGGUGAAUAGUGCAACGAUAUUCACCUCAACCACCCCCGGACUCACCUCGAAAAUUUCAGAUGUUUUGUCCUCCCCGGACCUGUCGAAAAUUUUAGAUUUUCUCCCCACCCCAGUCCUGUCGAAAAUUUCAGAUUUUUUUACUCACUUAACCAAACCGCCUUAACCAACUGAGCUGCGGAGAGACUAUUGUCCAGCUCUAACCACAAGUUCAUGUAUAAAUCCCGAGCUUUAAGGCCGUUUUCUACCACAAUCGUAUUGUAUCGUAACGUAUAGAAGAUUUUCGUUUGUAUCGAAGUCAUUAGUUCCACUGUAGUGCGCAGCAAACAAAGAAGUAGGCCACGCUUCGGUAAUCGGUACGAUACGGUUGGAAGUGGAAAACCACAUUUACACCUACACCGUACACCUUAGUAUUUGUAUAGGUAAGCGAGUACUCGCCCCGGCGGCUCGUCCAAUUUUGGCAAAAUUUCCAAACAUCACUCGUACUAUUAAUCCCUAAUUGUACGAACAACAUCGCAUGCAUGAUUACUUGUUUAUUAUUAGCUUCUCAAUGUUAAUAUCAUAUAUUCUCUUGCUAAAGACCAGUCCUGCCAGACUUUCAACCAAAAUUUGGUGCUUUUGUUCAAUUUCAAAGGCAAUUUCAUUUCACAUGGGCAAUUUCAUUUCUGAUUUGUGUUCAAAAUAACUUCCCGCCAUUUUGUUUGUUUUGGAAAAAUCUUUAAUUGUACUGCAGUACAAUUAAUGAAAUAAUUGUACUCCUCUCAACCAAUCAGCAUCCAGUAAUUUUGUCAUGCUAAUAAUAAAUACAUGAAUUUGUUCAUCUGGCUAGAGCCCUGUACCGGAGUGGCAGGAAUUUCGAUUUCUGCCAUUGGGCCGGUAGUUACAUUUUUAAUGCGCAACUGCAUGCUCCUGGUUUGUUCUAAUAAACGUAUUCCACGCGAAAUUUCCAUCCAUACAAAUCACUGCAGGACACCAUUGUUUGCGUUUUGCGGAAAAUCGUUACUGCGGGCUCAAUAUCAGUCCGAUUGUAAUCAAAUUUUCACCAAAUGUUCGCCGCCAGUGCAUGCAAAAUAUGAUAAAGUUGUAAAGUUGACAAAACAAUAAAAUAAUGGGAGAAUUAUUCAGGAAAAUCUUAAAUCGCGGUACCUUUACGCUUUUAAUUACGGGAACCACUCAGUAUUUUAAGAAAAUACAAAAUAACAGUAACUCCGAAUAACAUUUUGAUCUUUACUCGACGAGUACUUUGUAGUCAUCCUCAGGAUUAAUAAUAGUGUAAAAUUACAGAUGCAGCUAUUAUAAAGCCAGAAGGGCGGAGCUUAAAUGCCAGUUAAUUAAAUAUGAGGAGUUCUUUGGAGGCGUUCGCACCGUGGUUGAGAUCAGGUUUUCGUCUGCGUAUAGCCAGUGAUCUGAGACCAGUGGUCUGACCUAUCAAUUAUUUUACAAUUUUUAAAUAUUAGUUCAGUUAAGUUAGUGUUUAUAGUGUUAGUUGAGUCAGGUGAAAGUUCCAUAAGGGAUUUGAUGUGUUGAAAAUGUUCGCAGCAGUUGAUGUGGGCGUUGAUUUCCGAGUUUUCUCGCGUGCUAUGUUCUUUCAGACGGGUGUAUAGACAGCGGUCUGUUUCACCAAUGUAGCUGCUUCGACAAUUGUUUCCAAUUGUUUCCUGUCCUGCAAAGACAAAACACCAGAUGAAUACAAAAGCUCCGUUGUUUACGGAUUUUCAUGUCCGGGUUGUCGAAUCAGCUACAUUGGUAAAACAGACCGCUGUACGUCUAUACACACGUCUGAAAGAGCGUAGCACGCGAGAAAACUCGGAAAUCAACGCCUACGUCAACUGCUACGAACAUUUUCAACACAUCAAAUCCCUUAUGGAACUUUCACCUGACUCAACUAACACUAUAAACACUAACUUAACUGUACUAAUAUUUAGAAAUUGUAAAAUAAUUGAUAGGUCAGACCACUGGUCUCUGUUGCUAUUCAAGGAGUCUCUUGCUAUACGCAGACGAAAACCUGAUCUCAACCACGGUGCGAAAGCUUUCAAAGAACUUCUCAUAUUUCAUUAACUCCGCCUUUCUGGCUUUAUAAUAGCUGCAUAUGUAAUUUUUUACACUAUUAUUAAUCCUGAGGAUGACUACAAACUAGUCGAAACGUGGAUUAAAAAUCAAAAUGUUAUUCGGAGUUACUGUUAUUUUGCAUUUUUUUUACGCUUUUGAGUUCUUUUCCUGCUGGUUUUAAGAUAUAUUUGUGAGAAUAUUAUUUGAUACAGUAAAAUAGUUGUUCUAAAGAAUUGUGUUAGGAAUUUUUUGUUUAUUUCGUCAUUCCAUUCUUAUUAUUAAAAUAUCCAAAAUUAGAAAAAAAGCCGAGGCUAAUUAGAAACCUCUAUAGCUAUUUCAUGUGAAGAUGUAAGAAAGAUUCGUUAAAACCCGCAGAAGAACAACUCGUUUAAAAAUAAGUAAUUGCCUUAAAAUUUUUCCGGAGAAAAUUGAAUUUGAAUAUUACAUUUUCAACGUUUUUCUUCCUUCAGCGAAAUGUAUAUUAUUAUAUAUAACUGUGCGAGUUUUCAACAUUUUUCGUUCAAACUUGGUCUGAUAGUAGAACUGGUCUAAUGCUUUCAAGGAAACCAAUUCUUGGCAAAAUUAGUACUCAAAGGUGUUCUGUAACCUUAAGGCGAAUUGAUGCAUUAGGCAGUAACAUAGUUACAGUAUGCCCGUGGAAAGCAUUAGCGAUCUGAAAAAUAUAUAGUGAAAAUAAUGAGAAAAUGAAGAUAUAAUGUGGUGGGAUAAAAAGUUGUUGCUGAUGUCCUCUAUACGAAGAUGUAUUACUGCUUUAGAAAAUUCCUGGUGUGUUCAAGUAUAUUUGUGCCGAAGAUAUUCCUGGAGAGAAUAAUUUUGUUGCUGGUUGCGCUAUGUUCAAUGUCACCAAAGAAAAAAUAUUUUGUGAUGGAGAUGUGGACUAUGCUGGUCAGGCGGUUGGCCUUAUCGUUGCAA